Nasonia vitripennis (jewel wasp) is the source of this 1333-nucleotide messenger RNA. RefSeq names its product serine protease easter. NCBI's taxonomy places the organism in Eukaryota, Metazoa, Arthropoda, Insecta, Hymenoptera, Pteromalidae. Gene Ontology annotation, molecular function: serine-type endopeptidase activity. The record is from RefSeq and is a predicted model, not a curated record. The transcript is spliced from 3 exons. Gene Ontology annotation, biological process: proteolysis. The coding region runs from base 197 to 1084 and encodes 295 amino acids.
GUUAUUAUCCCGCUUCUCUCUCUUCCUCGCAACGUGUUCUUCCUCCUCCUCCCCCCACCACUCGACGAAAUCGCGAAGAGCCGAUGAUGCGGGAAUUCCCGAGGCACAAUUCCUCCCGUGUCCCAUUCGCGUCGAGUCACUGCGCAGAAGUGUAUAGGUACCUACGCAUUUCUUUCUACACUGUGAUCACAACAACAUGGGAUUUCUGACCUGGCGGCUGCUGCUGCUGCUACUGCUCCUCGUUGUCGCCACUCAUGCAGAAGAGCAGCCACCAGCGGACUGCGGGCGCUUCUUGAAUUUCAAGUACUUCGUGGGCAACCGAACGGAGUUGGACGAUUACCCCUGGCUCGCUUUACUGGAGUACGACACGCCGAGGGGUAUGCUGCCCGCGUGUGGAGGCGUGUUGCUGUCCAGCCGAUACGUCCUGACGGCGGGUCACUGCGCGGCGAACCUCGGAGCCAACUGGACCUUGAGCGGAGUUCGCCUCGGCGAGUACGACAUCUCGACGCCGCUGGAUUGUCUGCCGGACGGCGACGCCAGCAACAGCUCGACCUGCAUCCCGGAGCAUCGCAGUUAUGCCAUAGAGCGGCGCAUAGUGCACGAGAAGUACAGCCGGGAUAGUACAGGCCGGGGUCACGAUUUGGCACUGCUGAGGCUGGCCGAAGACGUGGUCUUCAGUGAAUUCGUUAGACCUAUAUGCCUGCCCACAAGGUCUGCCCAGCCGCAGAGAUUCCAGGUCGCUGGUUGGGGAAAGUUGGCGGGUAGACGUGGGACCAACUUCAAGCUGAUGUCGUACAUCACUCUGGCCAAUGGAACGACUUGUAGGAAUAACUACACCGGGGAGAAGGUGUUCAUGGCAGAAGAUCAGUUCUGCGCCGGUGGGAAGAAGGAAGAGGAGGUUUGCAUCGCAGAUUCGGGUGGACCGAUGAUGGGCGUCGAGAAGAUGGCUGAUGGGAGUUACAGAAUGGCGGUGUUUGGCUUGCUCACCACCGACUCCAAGUUCUGCGAUGUUCCGGGUUGGCCUGGGAUCUUCGUCGAUGUACUAACCUACAGGGACUGGAUUCUGAGGAAUAUGAAGCUGUGAUGGGGAGGGUAAAUCAAUCGAAUCCUGCGGCUGUUACGUCUCGACUGACGGCGAACGUAAAAUAGCAUAUUUAUUGACAGAUCUUCUUUAGAUAUAGUACACCGAUUACAUUAAUGCACGUACGCGUAAAAAAGUAAUGUACGCAUUUUACACUUAAAACUAUUGUGAUAAAUAAAUGAAAUAUAUACAUCAACCAAUGUGUACAUAAUAUACCUUGUGUAAAUAAAAUUUAAAACAUAUAUCAACGAA